AUGCAGUCCGACGGCGGCCUCGUUCCUGCUGCAGAAUUAUCAGGCCUCCAUGCAAUCCUCUCCGGCCCUGCAGGCGGAGUUGUCGGUUUUGCACGCACGUCCUACGACCUGGACACUCAAGUCCCCGUCAUCGGCUUCGACAUGGGCGGGACCAGCACGGAUGUCAGUCGCUAUGACGGGCAAUUCGAUCACAUUUUCGAGACUACGACAGCUGGUAUACCCAUCCAGGCACCGCAGCUGAAUGUCAACACCAUUGCGGCCGGCGGUGGGAGUAUAUUAGCAUGGCGCGACUCACUCAUGGCUGUUGGACCUGAGAGUGCCUCGUCGCAUCCCGGUCCAGCGUGUUAUCGCAAGGGAGGGCCGCUGACAGUUACGGAUGCCAACUUGGCUCUGGGCCGGCUCAUUCCCGAACACUUUCCUUCCGUGUUUGGGCCUAAUGAGGAUGAGCCGCUCGAUACCGAGAUUGUGCUGGCCAAGUUUAAAGAGUUGACCAAGGUUAUUAACCGGGAUACGGGCAAGUCGUUGGCCUGGUAUGAGGUUGCAGAUGGGUUUCUUCAGGUCGCCAAUUCCGCCAUGUGCGGACCCAUCCGGAGCCUUACAGAAGGACGCGGCCACGACGCAGCAAAACACCACCUUGCAUCCUUUGGCGGUGCCGGUGGACAACACGCCUGCGCCAUCGCCGAGGCUUUAGGAAUCCGACGUGUCUUGAUCCACAGGUACUCCUCCAUCCUCUCGGCAUACGGUAUUGGACUGGCCGACAUCGUCCACGAAGAGGAAAGACCAUGCGCCAAAGUGUACUCCGAGUCUAACAAGCAUGUCAUCGAAGCCGACCUAGAGAAAUUGUCCCAGACGGCACAGAACCACUCCUCGAUGGAACGGUUCUCGUGCGUCGAGGGACACAAAUACCUCUCCAUGCGGUACGACGGUAGUGAGACCGCGAUGAUGAUCGCCGUUAAUGACGGCGCCGAUGCAAAGCAAGCUUUUGUCGACGCCCACCACCAGCAAUUCGGUUUCACCCCCGUCAACCGCGACAUUAUCAUCGACAGCAUCCGCGUUCGCGCCGUCGGGAAGAACCUCUUUGGCGCGGAACGCCCAGAAUCCCUAAAGGAUAUCCAAAACAUCAGCAAAGCCCCAGCACCAAGCCCAGCCUCCACGAAGCGAGUCUACUUCAACACAUUAGGCUGGGUCGAGGCCCCCGUCUACCUCCUUCCGUCCCUCUCCUCCGGCGCAACCAUCUUAGGUCCAGCCCUCGUCGUGGACAACACACAAACAAUUGUAAUUAGCCCGAAAUGCACCGCAACAGCAACAAAAGACAUACUCAUCCUCGAAAUCGGAUCAGAGACCAAAUCAGUCAGCGCUACUGUGAUUGACCCCGUGCAGCUCUCCGUCUUCCGGCACAGAUUUUACGGCAUCGCAGAGCAGAUGGGCCGUGUCUUGCAGAACGUCAGUGUCAGCGCUAAUAUCAAGGAGCGUCUUGACUUUAGCUGUGCGAUCUUCUCGCCAGAUGGGUCACUCGUUGCGAAUGCGCCGCAUGUGCCGGCCAUGAUUGGCAGUAUGGGGUUUGCGGUUAAGAGUCAGAUUGAGCGGUGGAAGGGGAAGUUGAGAGAUGGAGAUGCGUUACUUUCGAAUUCACCUGCCUUUGGUGGAGUCCACCUCCCAGACUUGACGGUAAUAACGCCAGUCUUUGACGCGCAAGGCAAAGAUAUUAUCUUUUGGACAGCUUCGCGCGGCCACCAUGCUGAUGUCGGUGGAAUCCUCCCAGGAUCCAUGCCCCCAUCCUCGAAAAACCUCUGGGAAGAAGGCGCGUUGUUCGAAUCCUUCCUGCUCGUGCGCGAUGGCCAGUUCGCAGAGGGCGAGCUGCAGCAUAUUCUCUGCGACGAGCCAGCGAAAUACCCCGGCUCCAGUGGCUCGCGAUGCUUCCAGGACAACGUCACGGAUAUCAAGGCGCAGACUGCGGCGAAUUAUUGUGGGAUUCGGCUGGUUAGGCAGUUGAUAAAAGAGUAUACGAUGGAUGUCGUUCAGAUGUACAUGCAGGCGAUUCAAGACUCCGCAGAGCUUGCGACUCGGAAUCUGUUCAAGAGUAUCGCGAAGAGGUUCAACAGUACCCAGGUUUCCGCGGUUGAUUAUAUGGAUGACGGGACUCCAAUUCAGCUGCAGGUCUCGAUCAAUGAGGAGAACGGUUCCUCUACAUUCGACUUUACAGGAACCGGUCCAGAAGUCUACGGGAACUGGAACGCCCCAAUGGCAAUAACAAACGCGGCCGUGAUCUUCGCGCUCCGGUGCAUGGUCUCAUCAGACAUCCCCCUCAACCACGGGUGCAUGGCGCCCAUAACGCUGAAGAUCCCACCAUCCUCCCUCCUAAGCCCCUCUCCCACCGCGGCCGUCUGCGCAGGCAACGUCCUCACCUCGCAGCGCCUGGUCGAUGUAAUCUUCAAGGCGUUCCGCGUGUGCGCCGCGUCCCAAGGGUGCAUGAACAACUUCACCUUCGGCAUCGACGGCGGCGACGAAAACAGCUUUGGAUACUACGAGACGAUCGCGGGCGGGAGUGGUGCGGGGCCGUCCUGGAAUGGGACGAGUGGAGUUCAUACGAACAUGACCAAUACGCGCAUUACGGAUCCCGAGUCGCUUGAGCGGCGGUAUCCUGUUGUCCUGAGGAAGUUUAUGUUUCGCGAGGGGAGUGCUGGGGAUGGUGAGUAUCGCGGCGGAGAAGGCGUUGUUCGGGAUGUCGAGUUCCGAGUGCCGAUGCAGGCGUCGAUUCUUUCUGAACGACGGAGUUUUGCGCCGUAUGGCAUGGCCGGUGGGCAGGACGGAGGACGGGGGAGGAAUAUUUGGGUCAGGGGGAAGGAGGGAAAGACUGUUAUGGUUGGGGGAAAGGGGUCUGUGCCCGUGGAUGCGGGCGACCGGAUGGUGAUUGAGACGCCGGGGGGUGGUGGGUAUGGGAGGGUAGGGGGUCAAAAGGGGGUUGAUGAGUCGGUGGCCAAAGCGUCAGACUUUGAGUUCCUGGGUGUCGCGUGUGGGAGUGUCGGAGUGGCGAGGGAGCUUGCGGAGCAGGUUUAG
Aspergillus calidoustus is the source of this 3057-nucleotide messenger RNA. NCBI's taxonomy places the organism in Eukaryota, Fungi, Ascomycota, Eurotiomycetes, Eurotiales, Aspergillaceae. The record is from the annotation of a GenBank genome assembly.